AUGAAAAACCAAACAAUUGUGGGUGAAUUUCUUCUCUCAGGAUUUUCUGGUGACCCGACCUUCCAGGUUUUCUUGUUCCUGGUGUUUUUACCAAUCUACUUAAUAACCCUAGUAGGGAAUAUGGUCAUCAUAUUGGUAAUAUGGGCUAAUUCUCAACUGCACAUUCCAAUGUAUUUCUUUCUCAUUAACUUAUCCUUCCUUGACAUCUGCUAUUCUUCUGUAACAGUUCCCAAAAUGCUGGAGAAUCUCCUAGCUACAAAAAAGACUAUUUCUCUCUGUGGCUGCAUAGCUCAGGUCUUUUUCUUUAUUUUCAUGUUUGGUACAGAGAUCUUCUUACUUUCAGCAAUGGCGUAUGAUCGUUGUGCUGCCAUAUGCAACCCACUGAGAUACAGCACCAUUAUCAGCCACCGCUUGUGCAUCCAAAUGGUGUUGGCUGCAUGGAUAUCAGGUUUCCUGGACUCCUUGGUUAAUACUCUUUUUUUAACUGACCUACGCUUCUGUGGUCCCAGUAACAUUAACCAUUUCAGCUGUGAGUUACCUUUGCUAUUGCAGCUGUCCUGCACUAGUACUUUUGCCAAUGAAAUGGUAAUUCUUACCUUUAGCAUGCCAUUAGG
Molecule: messenger RNA, 614 nt
Organism: Python bivittatus (Burmese python)
Lineage: Eukaryota; Metazoa; Chordata; Lepidosauria; Squamata; Pythonidae
Product: olfactory receptor 5A2-like
Biological process (GO): G protein-coupled receptor signaling pathway
Cellular component (GO): membrane
Molecular function (GO): G protein-coupled receptor activity; olfactory receptor activity
Source: RefSeq, a predicted model, not a curated record